Seriola dumerili (greater amberjack) is the source of this 1998-nucleotide messenger RNA. Its product is annotated as alpha-N-acetylgalactosaminidase-like. Lineage: Eukaryota; Metazoa; Chordata; Actinopteri; Carangiformes; Carangidae. The transcript has 9 exons. The record is from RefSeq and is a predicted model, not a curated record. Gene Ontology annotation, molecular function: alpha-galactosidase activity. Bases 182 to 1489 code for a protein of 435 amino acids. Gene Ontology annotation, cellular component: cytoplasm. Gene Ontology annotation, biological process: oligosaccharide metabolic process; glycosylceramide catabolic process; glycoside catabolic process.
UGUCGCUUCCUGCUUCAUAGGAGCGGCUCGGUUUCGUUCAUUACGACCGGUGUGUGCAGGAGUUUAUAAUGGUUAUUAUUUGAAGAGACCAGCAGAGAUUCGGAGUUGAGGAGGCUUGAACCUCCUUCGUCUUCUCAGCUUCUCAGCACUCGGUACUCUCAGUCACUGAAUUACAGUAAAAAUGCAUUUGGCCGUGCUCGUAUUUGCCUCGGUGCUCCCUGUGACCACCUUAGCCCUGGACAAUGGAGUAAUGAGGACCCCUCCCAUGGGCUGGUUGGCAUGGGAACGAUUCCGCUGUGAUAUUGACUGUGACCAUGACCCCAAGAACUGCAUCAGUGAGAAUCUGUUCAUCGACAUGGCAGACAGACUCUCAGAGGACGGCUGGAGGGAACUUGGGUACGUCUAUGUGAACAUAGAUGACUGCUGGUCCUCCAUGGAGAGAGACAAGGAAGGCCGGCUGCAGCCUGACCCAAAGAGAUUCCCGGGAGGCAUCCACAAGUUGGCACGCUACAUGCACGACAGGGGUCUCAAGCUGGGGAUCUACGGGGACAUGGGCACACACACCUGUGGGGGCUACCCUGGCACCCCACUGGACAAGAUCAAGAUAGAUGCUCAGACCUUUGCUGACUGGGAGGUGGAUAUGUUUAAAUUUGAUGGCUGUUAUUCUAAUGCCACUGAGCAGGAGCAGGGUUACCCUCUCAUGUCAAAGGCUUUAAACGCUACAGGCCGUCCCAUUGGCUACUCCUGCAGCUGGCCCGCCUACCAGGGUGGCCUGCCACCGAAGGUAAACUACACUCAGUUGGGUGAGAUCUGCAACCUGUGGCGUAACUAUGGCGACAUCCAGGACUCUUGGGACAGUGUCCUGAACAUUAUUGACUGGUUCUUUGAAAAUCAGGAUGUUCUGAUACCUGUAGCCGGCCCUGGAAGAUGGAACGACCCUGAUAUGCUGAUAAUUGGUGACUUUGGCCUCAGCAUGGACCAGUCCCGUGCUCAGAUGGCUCUGUGGGCAAUUAUGGCCGCUCCUCUUUUCAUGUCCAAUGACCUGCGCACCAUCAGCAGUGGGGCCCGCAGCAUCCUGCAGAACAAAAUGGCCAUCAGCAUCAACCAGGACCCGAUGGGCGUUCAGGGAAGACGAAUUGUUAAGGAGAAGAGUGGCAUUGAGGUGUUCUGGCGCCCCCUGUCAAGCAAUGCUAGUGCCUUGUUGUUCUUCAGUCGUCGUAAUGACAUGCCCUACCGCUACCAGACUUCCCUGAGUAAACUCAACUACACCACCGGCAGCUACAAGAUCUUUGAUGUGUUCACUGGCAAGACCACGAUGCUGAAAGACUCCACUGACUUUGUGGUGUCAGUGAACCCCACAGGUGUGGUCAUGUGGUAUGUCUCUCCACCUGCCAAACUGAACCUCCACCAGUUCUACAACGGUGGCAAACUCCGGGGAUCUGCCCGCAAUGAUGAUGCUGAAAACACCAUUCCUCGUGUCUUUCUGUGACCGCUCACUGUCUUAACUUCAUUGUCUAACAAUCAAAUCACAGUUUCAGCCUCAGCGCAGUGGCUCCUGUGUUAACUGAUGAGACCUCACAUGUUCAUCGUCUAGUGCUCAAAGGACUGCUACUAUUAGCCAAAAGUGCCAAUGACGAAGACAGGUUGUCAUAAGAGCAUGGCACUAUCUUUUCUAAGUAAUGAAAUCACUGUGAGCAUCCAGAUAUGUCAGUAAUCUGAAAUUAUCUGUGAUCCUGGAAAUUUUGCACCUGCAGCAUCAGCACUGAUCAAAUAAAAGGGUUACUUCACAGAGUAGGAUGACGAAGGCCACUGCCAUGCAAGCUUUUCAGAACGAUGUUUACAUUUAAAUUUUGCUUUAUUUCAAGGAUAAUUGUUUUAUUCUGUCAAGAUCCAGAUGUUGCACUGCUCAGGAAAAUUUUCAUGACUAUGUUUAAGAAAUGAAAAUGGUUUUUGUAAGAAAUUCUGUAAAUGUAUUCAUUGAAUAAAAUACGUUUCAAU